UUUCCGGCGCCGUUUUUUACUUUGUUCAGUGUCCUCCCGGUGAGCCCCCGUCCUUGCCUGUGUGUAGUCCGUAAAGUCAAAAUUCACCGAAACUUGAGUCCCGAAUAUACUUUACUUGACUCCGUUUCACCAUCGCCCAGUUCUCUUUUGCUGGAAAAGGCAAAGAGCAACGGUUACAUGCGUCAAAUGCCUUGCAAAUCGGUAUCCUGAAAUUCUUCAAAUCAGAGGAAAAUAUCUUCGAACCUCAGAAGCUUGUUCAGGAAACACCGGUUAAACCUUUCGAUAUGAUUAAUAUUGCUUAAAGGUAAUCGGUGGUCCGUGAAUGCUAUAAGACUAUAAUGGCGAUUUCCCACCAGCUCACCAGCGCCCUGUACAUCUGCUACGCCAGAGGGGAUUCCGGGAGGGGCCAUUGCUACAAUGCCGUGCCCGUCAGUCUCAGUUUCGGCCUUAAGAGGCAUUUGACGGUAUUGAGUAGCAGGAGGCCAUUGGCCACUGACCUCAGUGUAGGCGUUGCUGAAACCGCCGCCACCAACAUGACUGACUGCGAUGCUUCUCCAUCCAUGCUCGUCCCCUCCAUCGAAAUUCCAGUCACUUGCUAUCAGAUUCUUGGUGUCUCUGAUAAAGCGGAGAAGGAUGAGAUUGUCAAGUCGGUGAUACAUUUGAAAAAUGCUGAUGUUGAAGAGGGGUACACUAUGGAUGCUGUUAUUUCUCGCCAGAACCUUUUGAUGGAUGUGAGAGAUAAGCUUCUUUUUGAGCCAGAAUAUGCUGGAAACGUAAAAGGCAAGGUCAUGCCAAGGUCUUCUAUUCGAAUAUCAUGGGCUUGGUUGCCAGGAGCUCUUUGCUUACUUCAAGAGGUAGGGGAAGAGAAGCUUGUGCUAGAUAUCGGACGAAGAGCCCUCAAACAUCCAGAUUCGAAGCAUUACGUACACGAUUUGCUUUUGUCCAUGGCGCUGGCUGAGUGUGCAAUUGCAAAACUUUGCUUUGAGAAGAACAAUAUUUCACAAGGUUUUGAAGCUCUUGCUCGUGCUCAGUGUCUUCUUAGGAGCAAUGUUUCUCUUGGGAAGUUGACAUUGUUGUCUCAGAUAGAGGAAUCCUUGGAAGAGUUUGCACCAGCUUGCACUUUGGAAUUACUGGGUAUGCCUCACAGACCUGAAAAUGCAGAACGAAGAUCGGGAGCCAUUUCUGCCUUCCGUGAGUUACUUAGACAGGGCCUUGAUGUUGAAUCUCCAUGCCAAGUUCAAGAUUGGCCAUGCUUUCUAAAUAAAGCUUUGAGUAGGCUCAUGGCGUCUGAGAUAGUUGAACUUCUUCAGUGGGACAAUUUGGCUCUUACAAGAAAGAACAAGAAGUCACUUGAGUCACAAAACCAAAGAGUUGUAAUUGAUUUUAAUGGGUUCUAUGUGAUUCUAAUGGCUCAUAUUGCCCUUGGCUUUUCCAGCAAGCAAGCUGAUCUGAUUAACCGUGCAAAAGUCAUUUGCGAGUGUUUAAUUGCAUCUGAGGGCGUGAAUUUAAAACUGGAGGAAGCUUUUUGCUUGGUCCUUCUUGGGCAGCUUGAUGAGGCAAGUGUUGCUGAAAGGCUUAAACAACUGCAGAACUGUAAUGCAAGUUCAAGUGAAGUAAACCCCAUUAAGGAAAUGGAAACGUGGCUAAAGGAUGCUGUGCUCAGUUUGUUUCCAGAUACACGAGAUUGUUCCCCAUCUUUGGCAAACUUCUUUCGCGGUGAAAAGCAAACUCCAUACAAGGGAAACAAAAGGGCGUCACAGACUUCGUCUCACUUGAACCACAGACCAAUUGCACCUGCCUUUUCACAUGCUCGAAGAGCUUUAGGUGAAACUGUGCAGCGUGCUGACUUGUCAACACAUCUUCGGCCAGCUGUUAAGCAGUUGGCUCCAACAAACUUACAAGACCCAGUGGUGAUAGCGGAUAAGGUCGAAAGUGGUACUAAUGGCGGACCAUCAGUACAACUUAAAAGGAAUUUGGGCGCACGUCAACAUGAAAUUCUAAGUAAUGCCAUCUUGAAGAUAACUGUUGUUGCUUGUUUUGGAUGCAUCCUGUUUGUCUCCUUCAAGAUAAUGAGCAUAAGAAACAGAACCAGAUUGAGGCUAAGCUCAUCACCUAGGAUGACAAACUCCACUUCCUUGAUUUUAGAUGGUUCUCAAGAUCUAAGACCUAGAUGGGCUAAGAGAAGCAUUGUCCCCAUAAAAUUGAAGAAGCUGUUUUCAAAUUUUGGAUUACGGGUCAAGCAGAGCAAAGAAGAUACUGGUAUGGUAAAUGGUUCUCAAGCGUCUGGUCUGUCAUCUCCUGCGGAAGUAGCAUACAAGAUGGCAAUGUCUUCUGAAGAAGCUGAGAGCCUGGUUAAGAAAUGGCAAAGUAUUAAAGCAGAGGCUGUUGGGCCUGAUCAUCACAUUGAUUUACUCUCUAAUGUUCUUGAUGAGACGAUGCUUGUUCAGUGGAAAGGUUUGGCUGAUGCUGCGAAAGAAAAGUCAUGCUUUUGGAGAAUUGUUUUGCUGCAAUUGUCAGUUCUACGAGCAGAUAUUUUAACAGAUGAGACCGGAAAUGAGAUAGCAGAGAUAGAGGCUCUCCUUGAAGAAGCAGCAGAACUUGUGGAAGAUUCCUACCAUACAAACCCCAACUACUACAGUUCUUACAAAAUCCAUUACACCCUGAAAAGACAAGAAGAUGGUGGUUGGCGAUUUUGUGAAGGCCAUUUUGAGACUUCAUGAUUUUCUAACACACUAAUACCCAGAUAAAUAUAAAUAUAUAUAUAUAUAUAUAUAUAUAUAUAUAUAUAUAUAUAUACAUAGAGAGAGAGAGAGAGAGACUAACAACAGACAUCAACCCAAGAGCUCAAGGUAGUGUAAUAAGCUUUUCCAUUUUCGUCCUUUGACAGCUUGCAAGGUGCAUUACUUAGAUUUAUUAUAUGCAUUGUUGUAGUAAUGAAGUUGCUUAGCUCCGUUAUUCCUAAUCUUUUGACUGUAAUAUUCUAAGAGCUGUAAGGCUGUAACUCCUGUAAGAUUAUGUUAUGGGUUUCAUAGCUGUGCGAAUUCGCUCAUACCUCAUAACUUGUGUGUGUGGUAUGACUAUAUGAUCA
Cuscuta europaea is the source of this 3088-nucleotide messenger RNA. Lineage: Eukaryota; Viridiplantae; Streptophyta; Magnoliopsida; Solanales; Convolvulaceae. The record is from the annotation of a GenBank genome assembly.